This is a messenger RNA of Dermacentor silvarum, 1241 nucleotides long. Its product is annotated as cuticle protein 16.8. Gene Ontology annotation, molecular function: structural constituent of chitin-based larval cuticle. The coding region runs from base 440 to 994 and encodes 184 amino acids. Gene Ontology annotation, cellular component: chitin-based extracellular matrix. NCBI's taxonomy places the organism in Eukaryota, Metazoa, Arthropoda, Arachnida, Ixodida, Ixodidae. The transcript has 3 exons. The record is from RefSeq and is a predicted model, not a curated record.
CGUGAGAGAAUUCCAGCUUGCACAAAGGGUCACUGCAUUCCGUGCACCUGUCUUUAAAGCAGUUGCUCGACGCCCUCCGCAUAGAAAGAUCUCAAUGGGUGCUUCGCUGGCGACCUCAGUGAACUCGGAGAAAAAAUUUAGUCGAGAGAAUAGAAGGUGACCAAACAAGAGUCAGUGACUUCAAGCGACCUUGCCAAACGACUCACGUCGGACACUUCUACCAAAGGGGAGAGGAGGCGCACUAUGGGGUAGCGUCCGGUACUCGCUCUUAUGAUACAAGUGAUCACUCCGUGCAUUAAUUCUCCGUCCGAUAAUAGCUGGUCACGUUCUAUACUUUUUAAAGCAUCAGAGUAGUUCAUCUUGGGACUUGUAUAAAAGCAGCAGCGUUCAGUGCAAAGAAUCAGUCUUGUUUUCAUCUCGACAAGAGUAACAGCACACCAUGUUCUCCAAGGUUGUUCUCUGCUGCCUUCUGGCCAUUGCUGCAUCUGCACCAGUUGAGGAAUACCCACCUCAGCCGUACAGCUUCAGCUACGACACCACCGAUGAAUUCGGCACCCGCCUGACCCGUGAGGAAACGGGUGACGCCAACAACAACAAGGUCGGCUCCUACAGCUACACCGACGCCGCCGGCGUGAGCCGUACCGUCAAGUACACCGCCGAUGCCGAGGGCUUCCACGUGACCGUCGAGACCAACGAGCCAGGAACCAAGAGCUCCAACCCAGCCGAUGCCCUGUACACCUCUAACGCCGUCGAGGUUGCCCCAGCCCCAGCUGCCGCCGUCGUUGCCAAGCCCGUCGAGGUCAAGGCCCCCGCUGUGAAGCCCGUGGUUGUGCAGGCCGCCCCAGCUCCAGUCGCCGUGCACGCUAUUCACGCCGUGCACCCAGCUCAGUACGCUGUGCACGCUGCCCCAGUUGCCUACGCCACCGCCCACCACGUGACCCCAGUCACUUUUGUCCACCAGGCCCCAUUCACCUUCGGCAAGGCCAAGGCUUAAGCGAAGAAUCUUCAUAGAUCACAGGCACAGAGUCAACCCGACACAAACAAGCUAACCUCACACACACACAGGUGGCCGCUGCAUGGAGACCCGGGCAUGCCAUCGAUCGCUCACGGCUGACGAAAUGGUAUCGCGACUCUGCAGUUGAAACCAGUCACUUACUUAUCCUGUUGUUCUGCACUGUUAAUGUUUAAUGAAGAAUUUUAUCAGAUGUUACCGUUGACAAAGACACUAUAAAUAAACAAAC